UUUAAUUUCAAUGUUUUAACGUUUCACACAGAUCGACAUACGACAUGAUUGAACCAGAGGAAGAAAAGCAGGAGGGGCAUACAGAUAUGUUACGGGACAAGUCUGUCGGCCGGGUGAGCGGACGAAAACUGUUACGGACGCCCAAGUGCGCCCGCUGUCGGAACCAUGGAGUGGUGUCCUGUCUGAAGGGCCACAAACGAUUCUGUAGGUGGCGUGACUGUCAGUGUCCAAACUGUCUCCUGGUGGUAGAACGGCAGCGCGUGAUGGCGGCACAAGUAGCUCUCCGGAGACAUCAAGCCUCGGAGAUGACAAUCACUCUGAAGGACAAGGUGAAGACGGCCACCCAGAUACUCCAACACCGGAAGCUGAUACAGCGCAAUCUCAGAAGUCUGCAGCAACACACAUUGUCACGGGAUGUACUGUCUAAAUACAAAAACAAACAAACAAUUUACAACGCUGAUGAAAAGUACUUGCCUCCUAUAUUCAACGAACGCAUGCGCAAGCGAAGAUGUUUUGCCGACAAAGAGCUUGAGCUUGCAAUGUACGAACAUGAGAGACAACACGAAAUCUUACAAACCAAAAUAAACGUGAGUAAUUCCUCCGGAACCGGAAGUUCUCUGACUGGAUUUGUCGGGACGGAUACCAUAGACAUGACAAGCACGGUGCCUAGUUCAUCACGUGACGUCCUACAACAACUGUUUCCUUUCCACAGUUCGAGUGUUUUAGAACUUGUCUGGCAAGGUUGCCGUGGAAAUAUGAAGAAAGCCAUUCAACAAAUCGUAUGCAACGUACCAUGUAUUAAAUCAUGUCACCCAUCAGUUCCGGUGCCGGAGAUUAUUCACGACAGCGUGUUCUCUUUUGUCAAAGAUUCUCAUUUUACGAGACUAGAGCAGGAAAAGGACCCGAAAGUUGCCUAUGGAGAUCGGAAUAUAAGCUGGAGGCAACAAAGUGAGACGGACUGUAGCACAAAGAGAAAGGAAUUGUCUCCCUUGGGGACAAAAAACACAACAGGACAUGGAAAAUCUGCAGUGUGUGCCACUCGUGAAGCAGCGGCAUCGAAGCCGGGUAGACUUAAGUUUUCAGUGGCCGCUAUCAUAGGAGAAUUAUAGUACUCGGGUUUCUUUAAAAACAAUGUUUUAGUCUACACAUGUAUUUAACUUCAUAUCACAGUUUGAGCGUCUCAGUCAGAGGACAAUUAUAGUGUAUGUGUGUAAACAUCAUAUUUUUGUAUAGUAAUAAGAUUUUACAUGUAAAUCUAUAUAUAUAGUACGUUUUCGGUUUGGUGUUUUCCGUUUUAUUUAAGGUUACAUCAGAAUUAAA
This is a messenger RNA of Mizuhopecten yessoensis (Yesso scallop), 1320 nucleotides long. Its product is annotated as doublesex- and mab-3-related transcription factor 3a-like. Gene Ontology annotation, biological process: sex differentiation; regulation of transcription by RNA polymerase II. Gene Ontology annotation, molecular function: RNA polymerase II cis-regulatory region sequence-specific DNA binding; DNA-binding transcription factor activity, RNA polymerase II-specific. NCBI's taxonomy places the organism in Eukaryota, Metazoa, Mollusca, Bivalvia, Pectinida, Pectinidae. The record is from RefSeq and is a predicted model, not a curated record. The coding region runs from base 45 to 1109 and encodes 354 amino acids. The transcript is spliced from 3 exons. Gene Ontology annotation, cellular component: nucleus.